GUUGGCUCACCGAUACUGCGAUCUCCCAAUGCCCAAAGAACUCCACUGACUCUGUAUCAUGAGCUUCUAGAUGCGGCGCCGAGUUCCAUGUCGCUGUGAAUGUCGCUCAGGCCUUUCCGAGCUCCGGAUACACCGGAUGGGACCGCCGAUAUCCAAGUGCAAUGGCUACUAUGCUGUCAAUGACGGAGUCCGAGAGGCGAACAAUCCAGGUGUUGCGGGCCGUGUUAUCGAAGUCCUCCACGCUUCCUCUGCCUGUUCCACGCGUCCUAUGUGAUUCUAGGCGGGGAAAGCCAAAAUAAGUCCACAGCGCACGUCAUUGUGAACCUUUUUGGGAGUACACCGGGUGCUGCGGAGGAACGUCGCAAACACUCCUCCAUGCGUUAAUUACCAAGAUUCAACGCGCCCGCAAGGUCAUCCCGGGCCAUUUCCUGCAGGUCCGGACUGCCGCCCUGGCGCUCUCCACCACUAUCUAUCGUCCCUGGCUUCAUUAGACGUCCACGGAGCGUGGUGGCUAUUCCAAAGUAGCAGCAAGGAACCUUCCAUCGCUUUCGAGCUUACAUGCGAUGGCAUGAGAAGCCUAGCCGUUCUCACAUGCCGAUGAGAGCAGGUCUGCACAACUUCAUCGCAAGACGCUGUCAUGCCUUCCUUCAUCGAGUACAACCUUCUAGUGAGACAGCGACGUUCGGCGGAAGUCAUACCGCUCAUAAGGCCCUGAGCUGGGCGCACGUUCCUGCGGAUGUGUUCAUGCGCACAUGCGGGUUAGCCGUCAGGCAUGCUACCGUAAUGGCGCAUGAUCCACGACCUGGGUGCGGUGGCCGCAGACCCACGCUUGGCAGGACCGUACACUGUGAUAAGGCGUGGUCCAAGGCGCACGAAUGAGCGCAUUCCCUCGAGACACAAGUGGCGUCUCUUAUCGCGUCAGGGAGUAGGACUCGCACGGGGUACAAGAACCCUCGCCCGUACGUCCCCACGUCCGCAGGUCCUCCCACCUCUUACCCCGCCAUGGCACACAACGCUGAGAGUUCCGAGCGCAACAGCACCAGCGCGGCCUCCAUCGAGGAGAAGGUUGACGUCGAGAAGGCCCACAUCCCUAAGGUCCAGGACAUCAUUGCGGAAUUUGAUGACCCGAACAUUGACAAGGAUGCCGUCUUUCUUGAGGACGACUCUCCCUAUCCCGAGGUCCGCUCUGCGGUCGCCAACACCGAUGACCCAACCAUGCCCGUAUCAUCGUUGCGCGUCUGGGUGAUUGGACUCAUCUGGGCGAUCAUUAUUCCCGGCAUGAACCAGUUCUUCUUCUUCCGUUUUCCGGCUGUUAACGUCACUGGAAUCGUUGCUCAGCUAAUCUCCUUCCCUGUGGGCCGUGCUUGGGCAAAGUUCAUGCCGAACUACAAGAUUUUUGGCAUCCCACUGAACCCUGGUCCAUUUAACGUCAAAGAACAUGUCCUAAUAACCAUCAUGGCCAGUGUCGGGGCUGGAUCGGCCUAUGCGACCGAUAUCGUCGCUGUACAGCGGGUGUACUACAACCAGAUUUACAACUUCUCAUACCAGUGGAUGGUGGUUAUGAGCACACAACUUAUCGGCUUCUCGAUUGGUGGUAUCGCCCGGCGUUUCCUCGUCCAGCCUCCUUCUAUGAUCUGGCCCGCUAACCUUGUCACUUGCGCACUCUUCAACACCCUCCACCAGAAUGUCUACGCGGGCAUGGGUAACCGAGGUGGCAUGAGUCGCGAGAAGUUCUUCUUCAUCGCGUUCGCAUGCUCCACUUGCUGGUACUUUUUCCCCGGGUACAUCUUCCAGGCGCUCUCGUUCUUCAAUUGGGUCUGCUGGAUUGCGCCCAACAACGUUGUCGUCAAUCAACUGUUUGGAUACAGCAGUGGGCUGGGCAUGUCAUUGAUCACCUUCGAUUGGGCGCAAAUUGCGUACAUCGGAUCUCCGUUGGCGACGCCAUGGUGGGCCGAGGCCAACAUUGCUGCCGGCUUCGUGUUCUUCUUCUGGCUCAUUGUCCCUAUCCUAUAUUACACGAAUGUCUGGUUCAGUCAGUUCAUGCCGAUAUCGUCUCGCACGUCAUUCGACCGCUUCGGCCAGAGCUACGAUGUGUCCAAGAUCAUCAACGACGAUACGACGCUGAACGUUGCGAAGUACGAGGCUUACAGCCCGCUGUUCCUCUCCACUACCUUCGCGCUCUCCUACGGUCUCUCGUUUGCCUCGAUCACCGCGACCCUCAUGCACACCUUCCUCUACUUCCGCAAGCAGAUCUGGGUGCAGUCCAGGCGUUCUAUGAGCGAGCAGCCUGACAUCCACGCCCGCUUGAUGUCGAAGUACCCGCAGGUGCCCGAGUGGUGGUACGCAACGAUCUUCCUCACGAUGUUCGUCUUCGGCAUUAUUUCCAUCGAGGUUUGGCACACGCAGUUCCCGGUCUGGGCAUUCGUCCUUGCUCUCAUCAUAUCGUUCGUGUACACGAUCCCCAUCGGUAUGAUUCAAGCCAUCACCAAUCAACAGAUUGGCCUGAACGUCAUAACCGAGCUCAUAAUCGGUUACGCCCUCCCCGGACGUCCUAUCGCCAUGAUGAUGUUCAAGACGUGGGGAUACAUCACGAUGGCCCAGGCGCUCACCUUCACCUCCGACUUCAAGCUCGGCCACUACAUGAAGAUCCCACCGCGGCCUAUGUUCUGGGCGCAAGUGGUUGCGACGAUCAUCGCAGGGACGGUGCAGCUCGGCGUGCAGGCAUGGAUGUUCACUAACAUUCCAGACAUAUGUACGCCCAACCAGUCCAACGGCUUCAUCUGCCCAUCCACGCAAGUCUUCGGAACCGCAUCUAUCAUCUGGGGCGUCAUCGGGCCCGCGAGGCAAUUUUCCAAGGGCCAAAUCUACUACGGGCUCGUGUUCUUCUUCCUCUUGGGGGCUGUCGCGCCGGUCGCCGGGUGGCUCAUCACACUCAAGUGGCCGAACUCGUUCUUCAAGUACGUCAACUUCCCCGUCAUCUUCAGCGGCACAGGCGCCAUCCCGCCCGCGACCGCGUUCAACUACGUGCCCUGGUCGAUCGUUGGCUUCACGUUCAACUAUGUCAUCCGUCGGCGUCACUUCUCGUGGUGGACGAAGUACAAUUACGUACUUUCUGCUGCACUCGACUCCGGUGUUGCCGUCUCUGCCAUCUUGAUCUUCUUCAUGCUGCAGUAUCCUGACAAUGGGAACAUUGGAAAGCAUACCAUCCAGACGUGGUGGGGCAAUACUGUCUUCUUCAACAAUGCAGAUGGCGCAUCUGCCCCUCUCAAAGUCCUUCCUCCGGGUGGAUCCUUCGGUCCUACUAAGUGGUAAUAUGUAUCCUUAGAACGCUGUAACAAGAAAUCCUAUAACGAUCUGCGACGAAAUACUAUGUACGACUAGUGACGGCGUCCCAGCUAGGUGAUGUGGUCAGCCUCAUGGACUACAUGUAUAUUGUUCGGAAGCCGGAUAUAUCGAUGUGAC
This is a messenger RNA of Dichomitus squalens LYAD-421 SS1, 3462 nucleotides long. Its product is annotated as OPT oligopeptide transporter. The transcript is spliced from 20 exons. The record is from RefSeq and is a predicted model, not a curated record. Gene Ontology annotation, molecular function: oligopeptide transmembrane transporter activity. NCBI's taxonomy places the organism in Eukaryota, Fungi, Basidiomycota, Agaricomycetes, Polyporales, Polyporaceae. The coding region runs from base 1003 to 3312 and encodes 769 amino acids. Gene Ontology annotation, biological process: transmembrane transport.